Molecule: messenger RNA, 354 nt
Organism: Penicillium expansum
Lineage: Eukaryota; Fungi; Ascomycota; Eurotiomycetes; Eurotiales; Aspergillaceae
Exons: 1
Coding region: 1-354 (117 amino acids)
Molecular function (GO): protein binding
Source: RefSeq, a predicted model, not a curated record
AUGUCCUCAACACCAAAUAUGCCCGAGAACGACGCUCGGACACGGGCCCUCGCGAUCCCAGAGAUCGUGACCUCAAUUCUGCACCAGAUGGACAUACGAACGCUGAGCACCGCCCAAAGAAUCAGUCGUACGUGGAAAGAUCUGAUCUGCACCACGCUAUCAUUGCAGAAGAUUCUAUCUCCCCGACCCAUCAGCCAUGAGCUCGGCCUGAGCACUCGGGUCGAGAACCCGCUACUAGCAGAAACAUUCCCAUCGAUUCUUAAUACUGAAGAAAAGGAUAUCUGCAUGACUGUUCUUAUCUGGGAGAAAUACCUAGCUGUUCGAGAAAUGUUCAUCCGACCUAAAGCCAGCUAG